AUGCCCGCAACAGGGGCCCUCUGCUCCUCGGGGGCCCAUAAAAGGUUACCUGCAGCAGCUGCAGUCACGCGGGCUUCCUCUCCUGCUGCCAAUGAAGCAGCAGCUUCUAAAGCUCCCUCGAAUAGUGCCUCUGUGGAGCUAAUGGGGGCUGAGGCAUACGUGUUGGUAGACGAGCAGAAGAUCCAGCGGCAACGAGCAGCCAAUCAAAACAUACGAUCUCUUCUAGGGGCCCGGCGCGUGGCCAAGGCAGCCAUCAGCGUCCCCCUAGCGCCUAACCAGGGGCUUUGUGUAGGCUCACUUGCCCCGGAAGGAAAGGCAGAGCCUUCUGAUCCUGCUUCUGAGGCUGCUGCCGCGGCGCUUGAUGCUGCGUCCACUGUUCAGAGUGAUGCAGCACAGAAAGCUGCACAAGUGCCAGUACCAGGUGACAGGAAACGUCCUGCUCAUCCCCUGGCAGAAUUCAUGUCACUGCCGGAUCUGCUGGAAUCCUCGCCGUCUCCUCCCCACAGGCCGCUGCAGCCGUGGCAGCUGCAGCAGCACCAGCAGCUACUGCGCUUGCAGCAGCAAGAGCUUCAACAAAAUGAUAGGCGAAACAGGUUAUGGCAGUCGGAGAGAGGUCCAUCAAGAGGCCCGAAGCCACUGCACCAUAGCAGGCACCACUCUGACUCAGUAGCAUCGCCGGGGGCUGCUGCUGUCGCUGCAGCGGGGGCAGCAGCAGUGGCUGCAGGUGCAGAUUUCUUCGGACGCUUGCAUGCAGAGUGCCUCGAGGUGAUAAGGAUGUUAAGGCCCACCGAAGAAGAAAGCGCAAAAAAGAGGGAGGCAGCAGGGAGAGUGCUGGCUGUUUGCUCUCAUUUGUUUGAGUCUUGCUCCGUGGAAGUCUUUGGCUCCUCCUUUACGGCAUUAGAUCUUCCGGGAAGUGAUCUAGAUCUGUGUGUAUUCGCGGACACAAAGCCCCCUUGCCUAGGCCUCUACAGGUGCAGCCAGUGCCUCUGCUGCAGCGAAAGCCCCAACAAUAGUUCUAGCAAUAACGAUGGCAGCAGCAACAGCUGUUCUGGCAGGAGUGACUGCAGGCCCAGCAACCGAAACGAGACUCCAGUGGCCCCUACAGCUGACACCUGUGGCCGUGAGGCAGCAAGCUCAACCAGGUGCUGCUGCUUUCGCCACGGUGUAUCUCCUUCCAAGGGGAGGGGGCUUUGCAGCAGCAGCUGUCCCCAUGGAGGUGCUGAGGGGUUGCAGCAGCUCCUGAGAGCAGCGGCGGAGGAUAUGGGGGAGGACAGCCACGAUCGUGCACGAAAGGUUGACAAUAUUUGUCUCUUUGUUUGGCUACUCCGCGAGCUCAACGGCGCCGUAGCAUCAGGUCCUCCUGGAGGAGGUGGCCGCGCGCAGCGGCCAAGACGGGGGCCGGCUAUCUUUGCAGAGCGCAUUGAGCCAAUCUUGAAGGCGAGAGUGCCGAUAUGCAAGUUCAGGGAUGCGGCGACGGGCGUGUCUGUAGAUGUUAGCUUUGACCAGCCAUCGGCACUCCUCACAUCUCUUUACGUCCGCUUCAAGGUCAAUGAAUUUCCGUUGCUGCGCCCCCUGUUGUUAAUUAACAAGCUGCUAUUGCGGCACUUGGACCUCCAUGAGCCAUUCAAAGGGGGCGUUGGCUCCUACCUACUGUUCGCAAUGUGUCUGCACUUCUUGCAAAACAACCCCCGGCUUCGGGAUGCCAAGCAGCAACGCCAUUUGAAUCUUGGUCACCUUCUGUUUGAGUUUCUCCACUACUACGGCUGCCAGUUCAAUUACGCACACAACACCAUCAGCGUACGAGACAACGGCAGCUUGUGGCCCAAACGAGGUGCCGCUCGAGGAGCGCAGACGCUGAGGCUAAGUGCGGAGAGUCCCUUGGACCGGAACCGAGAUAUUGGAUCAACAGCAUAUAAGAUAAUGGCCGUCCGCGCUGUAUGGAGAAGGGCCUACCUGCGGCUAGCCUGCCGGCUGGCUUCAGAGGUCCGGCGCGGAGCUCCAGAGAAAGAUGAUCCAGGCAGCGCCUGCGUUGACGUUUCGGCUGUGUCAAGGCCUCUGCUAUGCUGCCUUUUCGGCGAUUCAUGGCCAAAAGAGCUCUCAACAAAGUCCCGCCUUAGCAACAACGGCCAGGAAGCGGUUAGGGGGCUUGCGACCCAAAGGCCGGGCAUUUGGGUGACGAAAGCCGUCCAGAAAAAAACACAAGGGGCAGUUCAGCGUAUUUUGACCUCUUCUAAGAGCCUGAUGAAGGCUUUAGACAAGCGGGUGAAUGUGAAACGAUCAAACAGAACCUUCAUUGAUGUAAAAGAUGAUGUCCUCACGUGCGACAACGACGACGACAAUGACAAAUACAGCGUAAGCUCAGAUAGCGACUCAGCUGAGGAAUCUCUAAAAUUUCCGUGGAUGCGACGGCAGCUACAGCAGCGGCCUCAAAAGCGCCCGCGACGUUUCGGCGCUAUUGAGAGAGACAACACCAUUUCCCCCAGUAGCAGCCCCCGUCUAGUCCCCAUGAGUGCCACCGCUACAACGGCUGCACGGCGCAGUCCGUCUGCAUCGGAUGUUAAGUUAAAAAGGAUAGCCUCACCAGGAAUAAGCGCAUCAAAUGAGCCUAUCGACAAGCCCGAGCUCAUCACUGUUGACGGGAGCAGUGGCAGCGACUCAAGCGUGGUUGAAAUGCCCUUGCAGCACGCAGGAAGGGAUUCGAAGAGGCCAAAGCGAAAGAAGCGCAAACAACGUGAUGCAGAAGAAAAGGAGAAGCGACGAAAAGUUGGGAGCAUGCACACCAUCAAGAAGUGA
Eimeria necatrix is the source of this 2793-nucleotide messenger RNA. RefSeq lists its product as hypothetical. The transcript has 8 exons. NCBI's taxonomy places the organism in Eukaryota, Apicomplexa, Conoidasida, Eucoccidiorida, Eimeriidae. The coding region runs from base 1 to 2793 and encodes 930 amino acids. Gene Ontology annotation, molecular function: poly(A) RNA polymerase activity; mRNA binding. The record is from RefSeq and is a predicted model, not a curated record. Gene Ontology annotation, cellular component: nucleolus; TRAMP complex. Gene Ontology annotation, biological process: RNA 3'-end processing.